Messenger RNA from Ceraceosorus guamensis, 1259 nucleotides. RefSeq names its product bud site selection-related protein. Gene Ontology annotation, cellular component: spliceosomal complex; nucleus. Lineage: Eukaryota; Fungi; Basidiomycota; Exobasidiomycetes; Ceraceosorales; Ceraceosoraceae. The transcript is spliced from 4 exons. Gene Ontology annotation, biological process: mRNA splicing, via spliceosome. The record is from RefSeq and is a predicted model, not a curated record. The coding region runs from base 356 to 802 and encodes 148 amino acids.
AAAGUAGACUCUUGACUCUUGACUCCCUGACUCAUGGCUCUUGACUCAAAAACUGAAUGACGCUUCCUCUUGACUCGAGUAUUCAACCUCAAAUUCCAAUUUCAAAUCAAAUAUCCAACGUUCACGGAUCAAAUUCAAAUUGUAAACAGUCACAUUUUGACCGGCCAGACGGCGGCAUCCACGCUCCUACCGUCAUCUCAAGGCGAAGCUACAGUGAAAUUGAUGAAGUCUACAUCUCCGAAUUCUUGAUUCUCUCAAGCCCCGAUAGCCGGAGCGUGAUCUCACCACGCCGCGUCGCCGCUCUUUGGAGGAAGUCGGAUAUCAUCACACUCAGCGCUCAGACGUCGCAGACAGCAUGCCAAAGAUUCGCACUUCGCGAACUGCGCCUCCUCCCGAGGGAUUCGAGGAUAUUGAGGAUAUUCUAGAAGACUACUCGAGAGCGAUGCGGGAUGCAGAGAAUGAAGAGGGAGAGGGAAAGAGGAAGAACGAGGUGUUGUGGGGUAUCAUGCGGAUAAGCCAUACGAGGAGCAGAUACAUCUACGACUUGUACUAUGGGAGAGAAGCCAUCAGCAAGGAGCUGUACGAUUGGCUCGUCAAGCAGGGCUACGCGGACGCCAACUUGAUAGCAAAGUGGAAGAGGUCGGGCUACGAGAAGCUGUGCUGCGUGAGGUGUAUUCAAGCCAUGGACAUGAACUACUCCGGCUCCACAUGCGUAUGCAGAGUUCCGAAAUCUCAACUCAGACCCGGCACUGUCGUGGAGUGUCAGAAUUGUGGCUGCAGAGGGUGCGCUUCGUCAGACUGACGGGCUACGAGAAAGGCAGCUCAUGCAUGCAGAGGACAAGACUCGCCUUUCGAUCAUCCUUCGAGUGGCGCACUGCAGCAGCGAGAUCGAUCAGCUCUAAGCGCGGACACAUGUCUUGGUACGUGGAUGGAGGCUACGCCCCAUAUAUGCACUCUCGAAUGAAUCAUGUCACCGGCCACUCACAUGUGGGAGCAUGCAGCGUGUGCAACCGAGGAGGUGUACGGUCUUGCUUAGGCUGGGUCAGCAGCAUGCGCAGCAUGCACAUCGGAAGAAACCCUGUAAAUGGUAGCUAGGUGCUGCGAACUGCGCUCGUCUGCUGACAAUGUCUCAGCUCAGCUUCAGUCUCGCAGUGCAGCAUGGAUGCGACGGGAUGUGUUUCAGCUGAAACCUUUGCGAUGAGGCUCACACGACGGCUGAAUACUGCAGGCGCGGGCUCAGUGGGACGCGCGCACACGGA